This is a messenger RNA of Oncorhynchus masou masou (cherry salmon), 2497 nucleotides long. RefSeq names its product RAB40B, member RAS oncogene family (gene rab40b). NCBI's taxonomy places the organism in Eukaryota, Metazoa, Chordata, Actinopteri, Salmoniformes, Salmonidae. The record is from RefSeq and is a predicted model, not a curated record. Gene Ontology annotation, biological process: intracellular signal transduction; protein localization to plasma membrane. Gene Ontology annotation, cellular component: plasma membrane; synaptic vesicle; endosome. The transcript is spliced from 6 exons. The coding region runs from base 766 to 1638 and encodes 290 amino acids. Gene Ontology annotation, molecular function: GTPase activity; GTP binding.
GGAUUCCAGCUCAAACCGCACAAAACUUGGCUACCAAUGGUAACCACACCCCCCUAUUGAAGCAAAUGGUUAGGCCGAUAUGGGGAUUUUGACAGACGUUUGCAGCGACUAGCCUACUACCGACUCAAGACUGCCCUAGCAACCCGGUGGAUGAGCCAACCAUAACCGUGUAAAACUCGAGACUCUGCGGCUACUGGGGACAGGAAACGACAGAGAUCAGAGAGAGAGCUGCGGAACAGUGUGGCUGGCUGGCGGUACAAUACAGCGUUAUAACAAGUAUGGUACUUGGUAUGGUACGUAUGGUACUUUCAAGGCACGGUAGCGGGAAUGGAGGAUUUGUGGAAUAACGAUUUGAACACUGGGACAGGUUCGGCGUGAGCGGCAAGCUUUGAUGUUACAGUGGAACACACUGUAGAUGUAAGCUAAUUUGUAUAAUUGUUUAUGUUACAUUGUGUUGUCACUUUCGUUGGCAAAGUUGAUAUUUGUAGCUUUCAUUCAAAUUCCUAUUUUAGGAGACUUCAAAUCUGUGUUUGAUGCAUUUAUUCUAAAUGGAUAGAGUUCCCAGAUAUUAAUUAUGACUGAUAAUAUAAGGCUAUCCACUGGAUGAACUGUCAAAGAACACCAGAUUCAACUUGACUCGCUUCUUUGCUACUUUAAUUCGUGCGUCACACAGCUCAAAUCUUGAGUUGGAAGAGAAAUAAAAGUGAUUGAACAGUCUUGUACAAGUUGUUCCAUGAUGGAACAUAAUCAUUCUUCACCGCGAGGAUGAACCACAGAACCAGCCCCGUCAAGGCUUACGAUUUUCUGCUUAAGUUUCUCCUGGUGGGAGACAGCGAUGUGGGAAAGGGGGAGAUACUGGCGAGCCUCCAGGACGGAGCCAGCGAGUCUCCGUAUGGCUACAACAUGGGAAUCGACUACAAGACGACAACGAUACUCCUAGACGGAAGAAGAGUCAAGCUGCAGCUCUGGGACACCUCUGGCCAGGGGCGCUUCUGCACCAUCUUCCGCUCUUACUCCAGAGGAGCGCAGGGUGUGAUCUUGGUCUAUGACAUCACCAACCGAUGGUCAUUUGAUGGUAUUGACAGAUGGAUUAAGGAGAUAGAUGAGCAUGCACCGGGAGUGCCUAAGAUCCUGGUGGGGAACCGGUUACACCUGGCCUACAAACGCCAGGUGACCACAGAGCAGGCCCAGGUGUACGCCGAGAGGUUAGGGGUCACCUUCUUUGAGGUCAGCCCGCUGUGCAACUUUAAUAUCACAGAGUCCUUCACAGAGCUGGCCAGGAUAGUCUUAAUGAGGCAUGGCAUGGAGAGACUCUGGAGGCCUAUCAAAGUUCUGAGUCUUCAGGACCUGUGCUGUCGUUCCAUCGUGUCCUGCACCCCUGUCCACCUUGUUGACAAGCUUCCUCUCCCCCUGGCUCUCAAGUCCCACCUCAAGUCUUUCUCCAUGGCCAACGGCCUCAAUGCCCGCAUGAUGCACGGACGGUCCUACUCCGUCACCACCACUGCUGCCAACACCACCCACAUCGCCACCAAGAGGACCGGAUGCCAGCUGCUGAAAAAUAAAAAACUCUUCCGUCCUCCACCGCUCAGCCCGGCGGCCGAACAGAGCUGCACUGGCAAGAGCUGCAAGAUCUCCUAGCAACCAGUUGAAACAGGAAGAGAAAGUCCUUGGGGAAGAAGGUUGUCAUCACAUGAACAGGAAGUGCAGCCAAAGAUGGUGGAUAAAUUAAGAUGAACACCGAAGCUGUUUACAGGGACUGGAUGUUCCAGGCCUCCAGACGCACAACAGUCUCCAACAGGCACUCACAGGAGCUCCAUGGUGGGACAAAGAUGGGGAAGGAACAUGUCACGCUCAGAGAUUUUGGAUUAGCGCUAUGGGUCACUGACCAUGGAACCAGAAGGAAGUUUUGAUGCCAGAUCAUAUGUGAGCCAUAUGACUAUAUUCCAAUUACUCUUUAAAUUAAUUUGGUCAUUUGUAUUUUGGCCUGAACUACAAUAUAAUGUAUUUUGUAACAAGAUACUUUCGAGACCUGUAAUUUGUAUUUUCAAAAUACAAAAUACAUUUCUAUACCAUUUUCUUUAUAGUGGUUCACAAUUUCGUGGCCUCCUUUCACCCUGCAUUGGUAUCAGAAGUUUGAUGGCAGUAUGGUGUGAUAAGAGUGUCUCUUAACUGACGAAAUGUAAAAAUUAGUAUUAUUGGGUAUUAUUCUAAUGAGCUCCGUCUCUGAAACGAGGCCAAUAAUCACAAUAAUAAUAAUACUCGGUGUACUUUGCAAUUGUUUAUUUUUACAUUUACAUUUUGGUCAUUUAGCAUUCAACUAAGGUAGAUAAACAACCACAUAUCACAUCAAUGGUAAAAGUUUUUUGUUGUUGUUACAGUUACUGAGAAUGUUGUUGUAGUGAAGGUGUAUACUUGCAAAUAUAUUUUGUAUUUUAGUUUGAUACAUUGGUCUUUAGAGUAUCUUGUAUUUAGAACAAUAAACAUUUGAUGUAUCUUU